AUGGCAUGGAUACCAGCUCUGGCAGUUGGCAUCAGUGUCAUUUCUCUUAGCGCGAGACAAGGAGAACAGUGGGGUGGUGAGAAAAACGCACGAGCUGUUCACCUGCUAAACCACGCCAGAAAAAAAGUUCAAAAAUGGAAAUAUGAAAACUGUCUGACACCAUCAUUAUACAGUGAGAGCACAAUGCUGACUCUACCGUUUGAGGCUCCUGUCAUAAAGGACACUCAGUUUGGGGCAAACUUUCCACGGGAUUGCGUGGGUGAAGUGAAGGUCAAUAAACAAGAGCCGUUUAAAAACGAGACGAUGGACGACGAGGAUUCGGAGAAGGAUGAGGAUGAGGAUGAAAGGGAGGACGGGCAGGACGAGAACGGGUUGCAUCGGAGGAGAGGGCCUCGGAAAAAGAAAAUGACCAAAGCUCGUGUCGAAAGGGUGAAGCUGAGGCGCAUGGAGGCCAACGCGCGGGAGAGGAACCGAAUGCACGGACUGAACAACGCCCUGGACAGCCUGCGCAAGGUGGUUCCCUGCUACUCCAAAACGCAGAAACUGUCGAAAAUCGAGACUCUGCGGCUCGCCAAGAACUACAUCUGGGCGCUCUCUGAGAUCCUGAGCACCGGGAAGAGGCCUGACUUCUUGACCUUCGUGCAGACCCUGUGCAAGGGGCUCUCCCAGCCCACCACCAACUUAGUAGCCGGAUGUCUCCAGCUGAACGCGAGGAACUUCAUCACGGAUCAGAUCAACGGCGAGGCGUCUUUCUCUGGCAGGUCACCGUACGACUCAGUGUACACGACCUACCACAGCCCCGGUGUGGUGACGCCCUCUGGACACGGUAGUGGCGCUGUGGAUGCCGUCAAACCCUUCAGGCCGUACAACUACUGCAACACAUACGAGCCUUUCUACGAAAGCGUCUCGCCAGAAUGCGGUAGCCCUCAAUUCGAAGGCCCACUGAGUCCUCCUAUUAACUUUAACGGGAUAUUUUCCCUUAAGCACGAGGACCCGAUUGAUUAUGGCAAAAGCUGCCACUAUGGCACGCGUUAUUGCGCGGUGCCGCAGCGCACCACCAUCAGCCAGAGCGCAAGAGGCACCUCGGAUCUCCAUUUCCCCUAUGACAUUCACCUCCGCGGCCAGUUUUAUCCGGUGCCAGAUGAAUUAAAUACUAAUUUUCAUAAUUAAUGAGAGUAAUGACUGAAAAUGCAGGACUUUCAAAUCGCACAUGUAUUAUUUAUAUAACAGCCCCUCUCUCUGGGUAGGGCCGUCUGAUGUUUUAUUAUUUAUCCUUUUUAAUUACAUGGAAAAUGUGCUUACAGAAAACACAGUGUUCCUAACUGAAUUGUUUUUAUUGGUUUUAAACUAUCCGACAAAAUGUGUGGUUUGUUAUGGAAUAUACAUCAAUAAUAACAAUGCGUUUCCGGGUGAUGAUAUAGCCUAUAAGUUUGAACUUUGUUUUCGGUCAAAUUUAAUGUAGGUAUGAUAUUCAUUUACAUGCCUACAUCUGUCUGUACAGAAGCAGACCAAAAUUUAUUUAAGAUAUCAAUCAUAUAUUUGCGAUGAGAAUUCAGUCAAAACAGAAAGCAAUAACUGCUUAGGGUGCUAUGCAAUACACAUCGUCCCUUCAUCAUAGUCUAUAAUUCUCGAUUUGGCCCGCUAAUUUAUUCACACAAUGUUCGCACAAAGUUUCUAAAAUAUU
This is a messenger RNA of Myxocyprinus asiaticus (Chinese sucker), 1684 nucleotides long. It is a transcript of the gene neurod6a, whose product is annotated as neuronal differentiation 6a. Gene Ontology annotation, molecular function: protein dimerization activity. Lineage: Eukaryota; Metazoa; Chordata; Actinopteri; Cypriniformes; Catostomidae. The record is from RefSeq and is a predicted model, not a curated record.